AUGAAAGCAUUCAACCAAAUAACUUCAUUUCUUCUUCAUUUCUUGAUCUUUUUACUGAUCAGCAUCACAUUAUCUGCACAUGGAUGCCAUGAAGAGGAAAGAAGGGCUCUGCUAAAUUUCAAGUCAUCUUUGGAUGACCCAUCUGGUCGAUUGUCCACAUGGAAACAAGGCGUCCAACAUCGAAACUGCUGUGAUUGGAGUGGAAUUGGAUGUUCAGAUGAGUCUCUUCAUGUGGUCUCGAUUGAUCUUCGAAACACCAAGCUUGCAGAUUAUAAGGAUGUAUUAAGUGACACUUUUGAUGACAAUUCGGUACUACGAGGUAAAUUAUCUCCUUAUCUAUUCAACAUUACACAUUUGGAGUAUCUAGAUCUUGCCUUCAAUGAUUUUCAGGGAUCAGAAAUCACACAUCAGUUUUCAAAUCUAACGAAACUCAUCCAUCUUGAUCUCUCCGGUUCAAACUUUUCAGCGUCAUCUACAAAAUGGGUUAGAGGUUUAAUAAAUCUCCAGGUAUUAAGGUUGAACGUAAUUGAUCUAUUUGAGGCUACCUCUUCAUCAAAAGAGAAUUUUGCACAACAUAUUUCAUAUCUUUCUAAUCUUAGGGAUCUCGAUAUCUCCGAUUGCAGUAUCUCUGGCCCUGUAUUCCCAAUUCAUGAGUUUAACAAUCUUUCACAUCUAUCCACUCUCAAAAUGAACCAAAACUAUGGUCUCAGUUCUUCAAUCCCAUUACAGUUGGCUAAUCUAACUUCACUUUCUGUUCUUGAUUUAUCUUAUUGUGAUCUGCAAGGUUCAAUUCCUUAUCUCCCUAAACUUAAAGAGCUUGAUGUGAGUGAUAAUUAUGAUCUUGAUAUUGAUGAACUAACUAGGAUGCUUGAACUACCAUGGCCUAAACUACAAACACUUGUGAUAUCAGGAACCCGAUUAACCGAAUCCAUUCCAGAAUCAAUAUCAAAUGCGCCAAAUUUAGUGAGUCUUUCUGCCUCAUCGUGUUCAAUUCAAGGAUCUUUACCUUCUUCAAUAUAUACUCUUUCCCGGUUGCAGGAUCUUGAUUUAGCUGAUAACAACAUAACAGAUUCUAUCCAGUCUUCAAUCUCCAAUCUUAAAUAUCUAAACUUCCUCGAUUUAUCUGCUAAUAAUUUCCAAGGACCCAUACCCAAAUCAAUUUGCAAUAUAUUUCAUCUUCAAGAGCUUUAUUUAGGAUACAAUAAAAUAACAGGAACCAUACCAAGUUGCAUCACAAACCUCCUAAAUCUUAGUGUCUUCGAGGUUUCCAAAAACUCCAUUACAGGAAAAUUUUCGUUGUUCACUUUCAUCAAUGAACUGGACCUAACUCAUCUGGACCUGAGCUCAAACAAAUUAACAGUAGUUAUAGAUCAACACCACCUAUAUCCAUCUAAAUUCAAACUAGAGUCUUUAAAGUUGGAAUCAUGCAAUAUCCAAGGAUCUGUCCCUGUUUCCAUUUGUAAUUUUACCCAUUUGAAUUAUUUGGAUUUGUCUUUUAAUAACCUCACAGGAACAAUCCCUCCUUGCAUCUCCAAAUUCAAAAAACUCUAUCUCUUAGAUUUAUCCUACAAUAAACUUUCAGGUUCCAUUCCUUCUUCAUUAUGUUCACAAAAACAUGGAAUGCCAUAUACUUCAAAGAUUAACCUCUCCAACAACAAGUUAUCCGGGAUUAUACCUAAUAGUAUAGGAAACUGCCGUGAUCUUAGAUAUCUAAACCUCGGAAACAACAGUCUCACUGGAAAUGUUCCGAAUGAGCUUAAACACACAAGUCUAGAAUGCCUUGAAUUAAAUGAAAACAAUCUCAGUGGCGCGUUUCCUAUGUCGUUGAUCCUAAAACUUUUGUCUUUGAUAUUUCUCAAUUUAGGAAAUAACAAUUUUGAAGGUAUUAUACCUACUGGUCUUGGUUCACUCGGGUACCUCACAAUUCUUUCUUUGAGGUCAAACAGAUUCAAUGGCUCCAUUCCUGACGAUAUUAUCCAUUCAACAUCGCUUCAAAUAUUAGACUUAUCCUCAAACCAUUUCUCUGGCCAAAUUCCUUCAAAACUAGGAUAUUUGACGGCCUUAACGAGAAGAUUCUCCGGAUUCGAGUAUUUCUAUAAGGUGGAAUAUCUAUUGGCUAUCAAAGGCACCACAGUCAAAUUUGAGACAUAUAAGCUCCUUCGUUCAGGAAUUGAUUUAUCAUGUAAUAUUCUUGGCGGAAACAUUCCAGAAGAGAUAGGAUUAUUGCAAGGACUUAGUAUGCUUAAUUUGUCACAUAAUCAUCUCUCGAGCAAUAUCCCGGCGAGUAUCGGAAAUAUGUCUAGUCUAGAGUCAUUGGAUUUAAGUUCCAACAGACUUUCUGGACAUAUACCACAGUCUUUGGCAUCAAUCGACUCCCUUGAGAUUGUAAGCUUAUCUCAUAAUAAUUUGAGCUGCAGGAUUCCAAGAGGAAAUCAUUUUGAUACACUGAAUUUGGAUGGUUCUGCUUUUGCCGGGAAUCAUUUAUUGUGUGGAUUUCCUUUGAAGAAAGAUUGUGAGGUUGACCAUAAUAUUAGUACUGGUAGUACUAAUCCUUCAAUUAAAGACAGUGAAGACGAUCGAGAGGAUAAAAUAGAGAAGUUGUUGUUAUAUGCUAUUGUUGCCAUGGGGUUUGCAGCUGGCUUUUGGGGGUUGUUCUUAGUUUUGCUUAUAAAGAAACAGAAAUGGUGGUUUCCAUAUUGGAGAACUAUAAAUUCUGUUGCAGUUAAAAUAGUAAAAGGAUGUAUCCACAAAGAUUAA
Papaver somniferum (opium poppy) is the source of this 2757-nucleotide messenger RNA. Its product is annotated as receptor-like protein 9DC3. The record is from RefSeq and is a predicted model, not a curated record. Gene Ontology annotation, molecular function: protein binding. The coding region runs from base 1 to 2757 and encodes 918 amino acids. The transcript has a single exon. Lineage: Eukaryota; Viridiplantae; Streptophyta; Magnoliopsida; Ranunculales; Papaveraceae.